This is a messenger RNA of Botrytis cinerea B05.10, 1290 nucleotides long. RefSeq lists its product as hypothetical. The transcript is spliced from 4 exons. Bases 327 to 1181 code for a protein of 284 amino acids. The record is from RefSeq and is a predicted model, not a curated record. Lineage: Eukaryota; Fungi; Ascomycota; Leotiomycetes; Helotiales; Sclerotiniaceae.
GGUUCAGUCUAGAACACCGUUUGAUUGCCAAACUGCAGCUCGGAGGUUUGAUUUGGCAUGAGACUUGACAACAUUUACAAAUUUACUGAAAGACAAUAAUAAAGGAAUAAAUAUAUAUAUAUACCUAUAUAUAUACUGCUGCCUCUGAAUUCCUGUCUGGGCGACUUUACAAUUAUGCCCGUACGUCACCAAAGAUCGGCGAUAGUUCUAGUCCCGAAAGCUUCAACUCGGCUCUUGAUUUAUCCCCUUCUCCAGUACGCAUCUCGCACAAGUGAUCUCAUGGAGCAAUUCAUUUUCCUCCCUAAUCAAUUCACAUCACUGCCGCCAUGUCGAAACUUUCUCCCUCCUUGAAAGCUCUAAUAGGUGCACCCUAUGCUCGUCCGGGAUAUGCUCCUGCACCCAGGAAUAUCCGCUCCGUUUUCCAGAAGAUUGAAGAGGAGGCUUCCGCGCACAAUGUUGGAUUGCCGUCAUGGCUAACGAUCUCGACAGCUGCGACUAUGACCAUGAAUUCCCCCGAUUCAAUGCUAGAGCUCUUUCGGCUUGCGACGAAGGAUAAGGAUCACGCGCAUGCAGUGAAAACCGUGGAGCAGAUGAGGGAAGUAGGUUUGAAAUGUAUAGGUUUCAAUGGGAUUCCUAGAACAAUCAAUGUUCUAGGUCAGUUCCGCGCAAAUCUACCAGAUGAAAUCAUGAAUUCGUUGAACAAAACACCGUCUCGUGAAUUGACAACUACAAAUGUUGACGAUGCCAAAGCCCGCGGCCGAGGGCUAUGGGAUUCCAUCUAUCGUCCCUUUGAAACAAAACUACUCAAUAAACUUGCGGAAUCCCAUCCAGAUCUGCCAGUUUUCAUCCUGAAUUCCUAUUCCAGUCUCUUUACCGAUCCUUCUGUGUCUUCACGACCAGUAAAGAUUGGGAGAGUUCUCACAAGUCUGAUUGGGAUAACAUGCUUAAGAGCACAAACCGGAGUGGGCCCCCAGGUCACCAGUCACGUAUUUGGUUUGCGAAAGGCGUUUGAGGACGGUACGUAUAAAGCUGCAGGCGAAGAGCCUGUAGAGGGAGGGGAAUGGUUGGCAGGCGAGGAAGGAAAUGCUUGGAUUCUCAAUACAGUAGAUAAGAUCGUGGAAGCCAUUGGUGGAGAGAGUGGAGGAACUACAUUUGCCCCCGGCAUUAAGGCAAAAUUGUAAAUGUGCUAGUGCAUUAUUGUAUAUGAUAUGAAUUAUAAAUAUGGGAGGCUUUUUGAGGCUAUAUUGAGCAAUGGUCUCGUGUCAAUCAGUGACUUUAAAAGCGUCCGCA